Molecule: messenger RNA, 1880 nt
Organism: Xiphophorus hellerii (green swordtail)
Lineage: Eukaryota; Metazoa; Chordata; Actinopteri; Cyprinodontiformes; Poeciliidae
Product: carbonyl reductase [NADPH] 1-like
Exons: 6
Coding region: 686-1531 (281 amino acids)
Molecular function (GO): carbonyl reductase (NADPH) activity
Source: RefSeq, a predicted model, not a curated record
UUGCAUAAUAUGCAAACCGCAUUGCGUUGCAGAAACAUUUCAUCCCAUUGAUGUCCCAUAAACUUUAAAGUAUUAUAUUCAGAUUAAUGAAAUAUACAAAGGACAAUCGGAAUACCCCAGAAACCUCUGCAUAAAACCGAAAUAAAAGACGUUAACUUCCGUGUUUGUAAUGACAAAAUUUAAAAAGAACAUUUUUAAGGCGUUUAAUAAGCUUGUUUAAAAAAAAGGGGAAAAGGUGUUUAAUAAAGUCUAUAUUUAUUCAUUUCUUGUUUGCAAAGUUAAUCUUUAAUAAAAACCUUGUGAAACCAGUUGGUUUUUUUGCGUGCAGGCUAUAAACCUUGAGCUUUGUGCUGAUGGCUUGACUUUGCAAGUAUUUACAAUUAAACUACACAAGUAAUUCAAUUGUCUUUGCUUGACACCAACAGAUCAUCUAAUGAAUGAUUUGUUGUUUUUAAUGUUGUUGACCAAUAAAUAUAGUUAACAACAUUAAAAGCAUGAUUGUUGUACCUUAAUUCGUCUCUCUUUCCCCAUUUUCCAACCAUAAAGUUGUCAUCAUGACUUGGCAAAACUUCAGUCAGCCCACCUACAUGCUGAUAUGACUCAUCUGAGAUAAAGUUCAAAUUUUCAUGCUGCUGUUCUCUGCUAUUCAGUGCGGUCCUAACACAUCUGGUUUUUGUCCGUUGCCAUGCCUCUCUGGAUAGACAUGUCGACCAAAGUUGCCGUGGUGACAGGAAGCAACAAGGGAGUGGGACUAGCCGUCGUCCGAGCGCUCUGCAAGCAGUGGCAGGGGGACGUCUACCUCACCGCUAGAGAUGUUGGUCGAGGUCAGGCGGCCGUAGAGUCUCUGGCCUCAGAGGGGCUGAAGCCUCUGUUUCACCAGCUGGACAUCAACGACCUGGACAGCAUUAAAACAGCUGCUGCUUUCUUCAAGGGGAAGUACGGAGGAGUGGACAUCCUCAUCAAUAAUGCCGCGAUAGCGUUCAAAGUUGCAGACACGACUCCGGUGGCUGUCCAGGCAGAAGUGACCCUACAGACAAACUUCUUUGCUUCCAGAGAUGUCUUGACUCACUUCCUGCCGCUCAUCAAACCAGGCGGUCGUGUGGUGAACGUCUCAAGCUUUGUUGGUCCCCGUACCCUAAACAAGUGCAGCCUGGAGCUCCAGCAGCGUUUCCGUAGCGAUGACAUCACAGAGGACGAGCUGGUGGGCCUGAUGCAGCGAUUCGUCGACAAGGCCAAGAAAGGAGAGCUCAAGCAAGACGGCUGGCCCGAAAUGCCAUACGGCGUGUCGAAACUGGGACUGACUACUCUGUCCAUGAUCCUGGCUCGACAUCUGUCCAAGAAAAGACCACAUGAUGGGAUCUUGCUGAACGCUUGCUGUCCAGGAUGGGUGCGCACUGACAUGGCCGGUGAGAGAGCAGCCAAGUCACCAGAUGAGGGCGCCGUCACACCGGCAUAUCUGGCCCUUCUGCCGCCUGAAACUACAGAACCUCAUGGAAAGUUUGUCUCUGACAAGAAAGUUCAGCCGUGGUGAACACUGGAUGAGUUUAAGUCUUCACAGAGGCAAAAAUCUGUAAAUGUUUUAAGAAACGGUUGAAACCGGUUACUGAAAUAAGGUACAAAAGAACCUUAUUACUAACAACACCACAAACUGCAAAGUUUCACAAAAAAAGUCACUACAGCUACCCAGUCAACAACACAAGCAAAAGGCUUUACCAAGAUAUCCCAAAGUGUUCUGAUUGGACAUCACAGAUAUAGUACAGAGGAGAGGUCAAGGGAAAAGCUGGCUCCCUUUGACUUUUCUCUCCCGUUUGACAUUUUGGAUUCUGGCAUUGGCUGUUACAUGCACACACAGAUAACGAUAAAGAUAUUCUUAAAUGCUG